Messenger RNA from Arabidopsis lyrata subsp. lyrata, 1720 nucleotides. Its product is annotated as putative F-box/kelch-repeat protein At4g19330. NCBI's taxonomy places the organism in Eukaryota, Viridiplantae, Streptophyta, Magnoliopsida, Brassicales, Brassicaceae. The record is from RefSeq and is a predicted model, not a curated record. The coding region runs from base 117 to 1247 and encodes 376 amino acids. Gene Ontology annotation, molecular function: protein binding. The transcript has a single exon.
AUUUUUGGCUAUAAAUAUACACCAUGCAUACAAAAUAUAAGAUUUUAUCGGUGUUAAUUUAAGAAAACAAAAGGCAACAAAAAACCCUAAACCCAUACUUGAGCUUCAAUUCUAACAUGGAACAACAACCAAACGAGUCAAACCCUCCUCGUCUGCCUCCGCCACCAUCUCCGUUGUUGUUUUCUUCACUACCAGAUGACAUUAUUUUGAAUAUCUUGGCUCGCAUAUCCACUUCGUACUACCCAACGCUCUCUCUUGUCUCCAAGAGCUUCCGCUGGCUCAUCCUCUCUGAGGAGCUCGACAUGGAACGUUCCUACCUUGGAACCCGAAAACAAUGUGUUUACGUCUGCUUUCAAUCUCCCAGCCAUCCUUUUGAUCGUAGAUGGUUCAGUCUCUGGAUAAAACCAUGUGAUCAUCAACCCCUAACCCAUUGGACGAUCGACAUCAAGUGUACCGGACACUGGUUGCUACCGAUGCCCUCUUCAUACUCUCGUCGCUUACAAACACUCCACGAAACUGUUGGAUCAAAAACAUACGAAAUCGGUGGACAAAACACGCUGCCCUCAACCGACGUGUGGGUCUAUGAUAAGCUUAUUGGCAAACGGUGCAAAGGCCCUAGCAUGAUGGUGGCUCGUAAGAAUGCCCUUACAUGCGCACUUGAUGGGAAACUAUAUGUAAUGGGAGGAUGUGAAGCAGAUGAUACCACGCAUUGGGCUGAGGUUUUCGACCCAAAGACUCAAACUUGGGAAGCUUUACCGGAUCCUGGUGUUGAGCUCCGGUCCUCUUCAGUUAAAAAGCUCCAAACGAAGCAAGGAAAAGUUUACGUGAGGAGCAAUGUGAAGAAUUUUGUUUACCUUACAAAAGAAAGUAGGUGGGAAGUUGCUGAGGGAAACUUAGGUGACCGUGAGAGUAUGUGUGAGAUAGAGAAUGUAUGCUACUCUUAUGCUAAUAAAAAAUGUUGGUGGUAUGACACAAAAUGUGAAGGGUGGAGAUCGGUCAAAGGUUUGGAUCGACUUGAGUGGCAUUAUAAAACUAAUACUGAAAUAGGUACUGAUGGUGGAAAACUCGUCGUCUUUUGGGACCGUGUGGGUUCUCGUAUUACUGCAACCAAAGAAAUUUGGUGUGCUAUGAUUUCGCUUAAAAAGGGACAUGAUGGUGAAGUUUGGGGUCACGUUGAAUGGCUUGAUGCUGUGCUUAUAGCCCCUCGGUCGUAUACAUUCUUGCAUUGUAUGGAAUCAUUGCAAUGAUCAACAAUGUGCUUUUGCUUUGAUCUUUUUUUUAUGCUGAUCUUUUUUCAAUUUCUCCUUUCACGGCACAAAGUAUAGUCUUAUUAUUGAUUGAUACUUUUUAUGUUUUUCGGUCAUGUUUUUUAUUCAUUAUUAACAUUCUUUUUUCUUUAUCAGCAUAACCAGUAAAUGAAAUAUGAAUGAAAAUUAACUCUCAAAUAAAUAGGUGUUACCGUGACAUGCCCUUCUAUAGAGUAUAUCAUUUAUGUUGACAUGAAGUAUGAAUCAGGCUUAAGUAGCUCUCGUCAGCAACUUUUAUAAGCACUUGGAGCCAUCCAUUAAGCCACUAGAAGACCAACAAGUACAAAUUUAAGCCUCGGCUUUAUUGAUGAGUUGGCACAUGAUUGAUAAGCUAUUGAAAAGAGAGUAAUAAAGAGAGAUCAUGAAAUUUCAAGAAAAUCCUUGAUGAUGGUUCACACAGAAGAAAAACACAC